Mycotypha africana is the source of this 1808-nucleotide messenger RNA. RefSeq lists its product as uncharacterized. The transcript is spliced from 5 exons. Gene Ontology annotation, cellular component: nucleus; FACT complex. Gene Ontology annotation, molecular function: histone binding; nucleosome binding; DNA binding. The record is from RefSeq and is a predicted model, not a curated record. The coding region runs from base 74 to 1672 and encodes 532 amino acids. NCBI's taxonomy places the organism in Eukaryota, Fungi, Mucoromycota, Mucoromycetes, Mucorales, Mycotyphaceae.
GUUAGCCGCCUCUUUUUCUUCUCUUCUAGAAAUCAACUUAGCAUUUGCCAAUUACCAGAAAUCCCAUUGCCUAAUGUCAGAUAGAAAAAACGUUGACUUCAACUCGAUUUAUUGUGGCCUACGACCCGAGGUGGGCCGUUUCCGAUUAUCUCAGAAUGGCUUGGGUUGGAAAGGUGGAGAUCGUACCAUUAUUGUUGCUACGGACGACCUAAAGAAAUUGACUUGGAUGAAAGCGGCCAGAGGCUAUGAGUUGAGAGUCAUUCAAAAGGAAGAUAAUAUACUCAGAUUUGAUGGCUUUAAAUUAGAAGAUUUAGAGGAUUUGAGAGAAGCAGUAAAGAUAUUUUAUAAAAUGCCAGUGGAAGUAAAGGAAGUUAGCGUGAAGGGUUGGAAUUGGGGAAAAACUGAAUUCCAUGGAUCUAAUCUCGCAUUCACUGUCGGUAAUAAAACCAUGUUUGAAUUACCAUUAGCACAAGCAAUUGCUGCGAACAAACCCGGUAAAAAUGAAGUUGCUGUCAAUUUUGUGGAUCCUGGACAAUCAGCACCCGAAGGCAUCAACCCUAAAGAUAUGGAUGAGUUGAUGGAUAUAACAUUUUAUGUACCUGGUACAGUAGCUAAGGAAGCAGGAGAAGGCGGAGAAGAGGAAGUAGAUGAGGAAGAAGAAGUCAAUGCAGAUGUUGUAUUCCACGAAACGAUCAAAUCAAAGCUAGAGCUCAGCCAGAUGACUACAGAAAAUAUUGUACAGUUCCAAGAAGUGUUAUGUUUAACACCUCGUGGUCGUUACAAUAUCGAUAUGUACCAAGAUUUCUUACGUCUCCGUGGUAAAACAUAUGACUACAAGAUUCUUUAUUCCAAUAUUAUCAAACUGUUCUUAUUAUUGAAGCCAGAUGAAGUACAUGUAUUAUUUGUGAUCGGCUUGGAUCCACCUUUAAGACAAGGUCAAACUAAAUAUCCAUUCUUAGUAUUCCAAUUUGUACGUGAAGAAGAGAUCGAGAUUGAUUUAAAUCUGGAAGACGAAGCUUUGAAUAAGUUUGAGAAUGCUCUUCAAAAACAUUACGAUGCGCCUACAUACGAAGUUGUCAGCAACCUAUUCAAGGCUUUAACAGGAAGAAAAGUAACAGUACCUGGCAGCUAUAGAAGCCAUCAUGGCGCAACAGCACUCAAAUGUUCAAUGAAAGCAAAUGAGGGUUUCCUUUAUCCUUUGGAAAAGAGUUUACUCUUCAUACCCAAACCUCCUACUUUCAUUCCAUUAAAUGAAAUCGGUGUCGUUACCUUCUCGCGUGUGGGCCAGACAGGUGGAAGUUCACGUACUUUUGAUAUGAAGUUCAGUAUGAAGAGUGGCAAUGACAUACAGUUUUCAAGCAUCAAUAGAGAAGAGUAUGCGAAUAUUGAAGAUUACCUUAAGCAAAAGAAGAUCAAGAUCAAAUCUGAGUCAAAUGGUGAUACUCUGAUAAACUAUGAUCUAGCUGAAUUAGACGAUGAGGACGACGAUGAAGAAGAUGAAGAUUACUCUAGAAAGAAGCGAAGAACCGAUACAAAUCCAGCUACUGCUGGUCAAGACGACGAAGAUGAAGAAACUGAUGAAGACUUUGCUCCUGAUAGUGAUAGUGAAGUACCAGAAGAAUAUGAUUCAGACGCCCAAGUUUCUGAAUCCGAAGAAGAUGCAUCAGAAUAAUCAAUAAUAGACGUGUUCAUUCUGUACAAAGAAUAUAUAUUGCUGCGUUAAGCAUAAUCUGAACCGUCAGUUUUAUUUAAAUAAUAAAUCAAUGACAUUUCUACUUUUUCAUUCAAACAAUACGAACUUACCGUUU